CCUCUGGCGAUCCUUUACUGUUGAUUCAUAUCAUUACUGAACCCCCUUCCCUGGCAUUGUGAUAAUGGAGGAAACACAGAGACCCGCAGUCUCAACGAGGAGGACAAGACAAACAGCGAAAUUGGACGAAGCAGCGGCCGCCUCUUCAGAACUAUCUCGAACUACAAACAAUAAUCUUAACUCUGCCAUCACAGAACCUGAACACAGUACGACAGACUUGAUGGUAGAAGGCCUGCAUAUUCUUCCAGAAGCCCUCCAUGUCGGCCUCAAACUCAAAGACUUAGGGAAGAGAAGCAUCCAGCUGCUCUUAAAGAAGCGUCAAUUAUUAAGAGAUACACCACUCGAUAUCCCAGAAGAUAUGGAAAGAAAAGGACUAGCCUCAUCAGUCAUGGCAACUCUGGUCUUUGCCCAGGAAGAAGCAGGCACAGCGGUCUGCAUCUCACCCAAUGGCAUUCUCCUCACUUGCUCCCACUGCAUCGCCGAGACCAUCGACGAUUUUGACGAUUCCAAAAGCCAUUGGCUCCUCUUCGCCUCGGGCCAAGUAGUUGAAGCCAAAGCCCUAGCAUGGGAUGGCAAGAGAGACUUGGCCCUAUUGAAAAUCACCUCAGCCCAACAACCUCCGCCACCUUCAGGGCCGACAUCAUCAUCACCGCACUCAAGGGGGUUCCCCUUCGUGACCCUCUCCCCCGCACCGCCCGCCUUGAAGGCCCGACUCAUCUGCGUCGGCCACCCGGGCAGCGAAGACUUCGAGGCGGCUGUCCCGGGAACAAAGACGGACUACGACGUCCUCCACCUCAGCGCCGGCACGUUCAGGGGCUGUGCCGAGGGCCAGGACCCGCAGGAUAACUCGGAGAUCGGGGCGCUAACGCAUUCGUGCUGGACGUACUGGGGCCACAGCGGCGCACCGCUGGUCGAUAGGAAGACGGGGACGCUCGUUGGGCUUCAUUCGUCGUGGGAUGAUGAGACGGGGAUGCGGAGGGGAAUUGCUUGGGAGGCUAUAUCCGGGUUUCUGGAGGAGAAUAAGCGUUAUUUGUGAUCUUUGGGUAUCAAGUCUUCUGGCCAUGUAGGUGCUUCUCUUCUCAUGGGGUUGGUAUAUACUUUUACACAGAUAGAUCGUACAUCAGCUG
Molecule: messenger RNA, 1127 nt
Organism: Colletotrichum scovillei
Lineage: Eukaryota; Fungi; Ascomycota; Sordariomycetes; Glomerellales; Glomerellaceae
Product: AT hook domain-containing protein
Exons: 1
Coding region: 65-1036 (323 amino acids)
Source: RefSeq, a predicted model, not a curated record